Molecule: messenger RNA, 919 nt
Organism: Felis catus (domestic cat)
Lineage: Eukaryota; Metazoa; Chordata; Mammalia; Carnivora; Felidae
Gene: BOLA2B
Product: bolA family member 2B
Exons: 3
Coding region: 75-335 (86 amino acids)
Biological process (GO): intracellular iron ion homeostasis
Cellular component (GO): nucleus; cytosol
Molecular function (GO): 2 iron, 2 sulfur cluster binding
Source: RefSeq, a predicted model, not a curated record
GGCGGAAGCGGUGUGGCUACGUGGGAGCUGGGAUUCCAUCCCCGCUGGGCUGCCGCCCCUUCUGGGCUGCCGCAAUGGAACUCAGCGCCGAGUACCUCCGGGAGAAGCUGCAGCGGGACCUUGAGGCAGAGCACGUGGAAGUCGAGGACACGACUCCCAACCGUUGCGCGUCCAGCUUCCGAGUCCUGGUGGUGUCGGCCAAGUUCGAGGGGAAGCCGCUGCUUCAAAGACACCGGCUGGUGAACACGUGCCUAGCAGAAGAGCUUCUGCACAUCCAUGCCUUUGAGCAGAAAACUCUGACCCCAGAGCAGUGGACCCGUGAGCAGCAGAAAUAAAGAGACCUAGGCCGGCACAGCCACUAAAUUAUGAAUCAGGGCCAGCUUCUGUGUCAGCGUGUUGUGGGGGGGAGGGUGGGAAGGGUGCUGAGCUUUAAUCUAGAGCCUGGUUUCUCCCUGCCCCACCCCACCCCCACUCUCCAUUGUCUUACUUUGGACAAGUCUUUCACACAUCCACAAGGCCUUAAGUGUUGAAUCAGAUAAAACAAAACAAAACAAAACAAAACAAAACUGAGCCUCAAUUAACUCACAGGCUAUCGUUUCUUCCCAACAGAGGCUACUGGUAUUGCCUUUUGGCUUCAGCUAACACCCAAUUACUUUACAAGGAUUAAUAUGAUCUAAAAUCUACUGCCUCCACUGUAAGUACUCACUGACUAGUGGGCAAGGCAUUUAUGAAAAAGGAACCAACAUUCACAAGAGGGUGAGUUAAGUAGGAGAAGUCAAUCAGAAAGUUCCCAUGGUACAAUGUCUCAUAUCUGACUUAAGCAAACAAAAAGCCCAGUUAAUACAGAAUAUAGUAACAGGAUGUCAUGGGCCUGAAUAAUGCUGAAGUUCUUUUGGAAAAAAUAAAACAUUUAAGCACA